GGGCGGGGCUUGGGUCCGGGGCGCUCGGGGCGGGGCUUCCCGUUCCGGAGCGCCGAGCAGGAGACCCAGCGGAGCGCGGCGAGACCCCUAUGGCGAGCGGCGAGCCUCCAGGCGGCGACCGCGCGGUUCCGCGGCCGCUGCACUCGGCGCAGGCGGUGGACGUGGCCUCGGCCUCCAGCUUCCGGGCCUUCGAGAUGCUGCACUUGCAUCUGGACCUGAGGGCCGAGUUCGGACUGCCGGGGCCGGGCCCGGGAAGCCGGGGGCUGAGCGGCACGGCGGUCCUGGAGCUGCGCUGCCUGGUGCCUGAGGGCGCCAGUGAGCUGCGGCUCGACUCGCACCCGUGCCUCGAGGUGGCGGCGGCGGCGCUGCGGCGCGAGCGACCCGGCUCGGAGGCGCCCGCGGAGCCCGUGCCCUUCCACACGCGGCCCUUCUCGCGCUACGGCCAGGCCCUGUGCGUGGGCUUCCCGCAGCCCCGGCCCGCGGGCGAGCGCUUCCAGCUGCUGCUCACCUACCGCGUCGGGGAGGGGCCCGGGGUUUGCUGGUUGGCUCCUGAGCAGACAGCAGGAAAGAAGAAGCCCUUUGUCUAUACCCAGGGUCAGGCUGUCCUGAACCGGGCUUUCUUCCCUUGCUUCGAUACUCCUGCCGUGAAAUACACGUACUCAGCUCUCAUUGAGGUCCCAGAUGGCUUCACGGCUGUGAUGAGUGCUAACAGCUGGGAGGAAAGAGGUCCAAAUAAGGUCUUCUUCCAGAUGUGUCACCCCGUCCCCUCCUAUCUGAUAGCUUUGGCCAUCGGAGACCUGGUUUCUGCUGAAGUUGGACCCAGGAGCCGGGUGUGGGCGGAGCCCUGCCUGAUCGAGGCUGCCAGGGAGGAGUACGAUGGGGUCCUAGAAGAAUUUCUGGCAACCGGAGAGAGACUUUUUGGACCCUACAUCUGGGGAAGGUAUGACCUUCUUUUCAUGCCACCAUCCUUUCCAUUUGGAGGAAUGGAGAACCCUUGCCUGACCUUUGUCACCCCCUGCCUGCUAGCUGGGGACCGCUCCUUAGCUGAUGUCAUCAUCCACGAGAUCUCUCACAGUUGGUUUGGGAACCUGGUCACCAAUGCCAACUGGGGUGAAUUCUGGCUCAAUGAGGGUUUCACCAUGUAUGCCCAGCGGAGGAUCUCGACUGUCCUCUUUGGGGCGGCUUACACCUGCUUGGAAGCUGCAGCAGGGCGGGCUCUGCUGCGGCAGCACAUGGACAUCACUGGCGAGGACCACCCGCUCAACAAGCUCCGAGUGAAGAUCGAACCAGGUGUUGACCCGGAUGACACCUACAAUGAGACCCCCUAUGAGAAAGGCUUCUGCUUUGUCUCAUACCUGGCUCACUUGGUGGGUGACCAGGAUCAGUUUGACAAUUUUCUCAAGGCCUAUGUUAAUGAAUUCAAGUUCCAAAGUAUCUUAGCUGAUGACUUUCUGGAAUUCUACUUGGAAUAUUUCCCUGAGCUAAAGAAAAGGAGAGUGGAUUCCAUUCCAGGUUUUGAAUUUGACCGAUGGCUGCACACCCCCGGCUGGCCUCCCUACCUCCCCGAUCUCUCCCCUGGGGACUCCCUUAUGAAGCCUGCUGAAGAGCUGGCGGAGCUCUGGGCGUCUGAGGCGCUGGACAUGAAGGCCAUUGAAGCCGUGGCCAUCUCGAGCUGGAAGACCUACCAGCUGGUUUACUUUCUAGAUACGAUCCUCCGGAAAUCACCUCUCCCGCCUGGGAAUGUGAAAAAACUUGGGGAGACAUACCCAAAGAUCUCAGAUGCCCAGAAUGCAGAGCUGAGACUACGAUGGGGCCAAAUCGUUCUCAAGAACGACCACCAGGAAGAUUUCUGGAAAGUGAAGGGUUUCCUGCAGAGCCAGGGGAAACAGAAGUACACCCUUCCACUGUACCAUGCGAUGAUGGGCGGCAGCGAGGCGGCCCGGUCCCUUGCCAGGGAGACCUUCACGGCCACCGCCUCCCAGCUCCACAGCAAUGUUGUCAACUACGUGCAGCAGAUUGUGGUGCCCAAGGGCAGUUAGAGGCUCCUGUGCCAGGCCUCUGCCGCUGCAGAUGUCGCAGGCUUUCCGAAGAAUUGCUCCCAAAUCCCACUUCUCCAGCCAGCUUCCCGAAGUGUGUAUCCCCCAGGAGGGUCUGCUCCCUGGGCUGGGCAUCUGUCCGCAGUGCGGGCUGCGGGCUGCGGCCGGGGAAGGCGGCCUCCCCGCCUUCCUGCUCCCUGGGGAAGAGCAGAGGGUUUCCUUCUUUCUUUUUCUUUUCUUUUUUCCUGAUUUUCUAAGUACUGUGCAAAGGGCUGUGUUCCAGUCAUUCUUUUUCAAGUGUAAU
Messenger RNA from Manis javanica (Malayan pangolin), 2340 nucleotides. It is a transcript of the gene RNPEP, whose product is annotated as arginyl aminopeptidase. Gene Ontology annotation, biological process: proteolysis. The record is from RefSeq and is a predicted model, not a curated record. Gene Ontology annotation, molecular function: metalloaminopeptidase activity; zinc ion binding. Lineage: Eukaryota; Metazoa; Chordata; Mammalia; Pholidota; Manidae.